This is a messenger RNA of Musa acuminata subsp. malaccensis (wild Malaysian banana), 2386 nucleotides long. Its product is annotated as heterogeneous nuclear ribonucleoprotein 1. The record is from RefSeq and is a predicted model, not a curated record. Gene Ontology annotation, molecular function: mRNA binding. Gene Ontology annotation, biological process: regulation of translation. Lineage: Eukaryota; Viridiplantae; Streptophyta; Magnoliopsida; Zingiberales; Musaceae.
CAGCCGAGAGAGGCCGACGCACACCCCCACCAUCCACACCCACCCUUACCCGUUCCGCCUCGCUACCUAUUUAUAUAUUGCCGAUGCGAUCUUCUUCCCCCUCCUCUUUUCCUCUCCUUUAGAUAGCCAGGUAUGUGUUUGAUGUAAAGACCACCCCCCAUUUCUUCCGGUUCGCUCCAUCUCCCUUUGUUCCGUGAGGCGGGCGGAAUUGGAGGAAGGAAAAGGAAUCGCUAAAGCUAAAGAAUAGUCCUUAAUUUAUUCGUUCGUUCAUCGAUCGAAAGGAGAGGAAGAGAACGAUACGGAGAGAAGGAGAGGAUCUUGGCAACGCCUCCGAUCUCUCUUCUCCCCCGUCGCAUCUGACGCCGGCGCUUCGGAUCGAAAAGAGAAUGCAGUCGGAUCUUGGGAAGCUGUUCAUUGGUGGGAUUUCCUGGGACACAAAUGAGGACCGCCUGCGGGAGUACUUUAGAAACUACGGUGAGGUGGUGGAGGCUGUGAUUAUGAAGGACCGCACCACCGGCCGUGCUCGUGGUUUUGGGUUCAUUGUGUUUGCAGACCCGGCCGUCGCGGAGCGAGUUGUCAUGGAAAAGCACUUGAUUGACGGCCGAAUGGUUGAGGCAAAGAAAGCUGUUCCCAGGGAUGACCAGCAGAUCCUUAAUAGAAACAACAGCAGCGUCCAUGGUUCUCCUGGUCCAGGUGGUCGCACCAAGAAGAUAUUUGUGGGAGGCCUGCCAUCUACCCUAACGGAGAGUGAUUUCAAGAAGUACUUUGAUCAAUUUGGAACAAUCACUGAUGUUGUUGUGAUGUAUGAUCACAACACCCAGAGGCCUCGGGGAUUUGGUUUCAUCACAUAUGACUCCGAGGAUGCUGUGGACAGGGUACUAUUUAAAAGCUUUCAUGAGCUGAAUGGUAAGAUGGUUGAGGUCAAGAGGGCUGUUCCCAAAGAACUAUCCCCGGGACCCAAUAUUCGCUCCCCUAGUCCAGGAUAUAACUAUGGUCUGAAUAGGGCAAACAGCUUUCUUAAUGGAUAUACUCAGGGAUACAAUCCAAGUUUGAUUAGUGGCUAUGGGAUGAGGAUGGACGGUAGGUUAGGUCCCAUUAGUGCAAGGAACGGCUUCACUUCAUUUGGUCCUGGUUUUGGAAUGGGGAUGAAUUUUGAACCUAGUUUGAUCCCAAGCUUUGGAGGAAAUUCAAGUUUUAGCAACAAUAUUGGUUAUGGACGUGGUUUGAGCCCAUAUUACAGUGCCAACUCCACGAGGUACAGUAGUCCCAUCGGUUACGGUGGGGGUAGUGCAAAUGCUAGUUCGGGAUUUAGCUCAGUGACUCGUAAUGCAUGGAGUGGUGGAGAUCUUAACUAUGGUACUAAUUCUGCAAGUUCCAAUGCCUAUAUGGCCUCAGGGAAUGGGAGCCUUGGAGGCUUUGGCAAUAGUACCAUAAACUGGGGCAGUGCUACUCCUAUAUCAGCUCAGGUUGGGGGAGGCACUUCAAGCUACACUAGUGGGAAUCUUAACUUUGGAGGUGGUGACAAUAACUUCGAUCUCGGUGGUGGCAGUUUUGGAAGGAGCACUGGUCCUAGUGUAGUGAAAACUUCCCUUUCUCCAUCAAGUGGUGGAUUUGAAGGAUCCUAUGCGGAGCUGUAUGGUGGAAGUUCAGUUUAUGGAGACCCUACUUGGCGAUCAUCAUCUUCUGAACUUGGGGGCACUGGCUCAUUUGGUUAUGGGCUUGGCACCGUACCUUCAGAUAUCAUAGGCAAGGGCUCUGCUGGUUAUGUGGGUGAUUAUAAUGCUACCAAUAGACAACCAAAUAGAGGAAUUGCCACAUAAGUUGACACAUAUUGAGGUCCAAGACUAUGAUAGGUGAACAAAUUGCGACUCAGAUGCUUGACUUUGUGUUUUACAUAUCUCGUAAAUUAUAUGGGUUAGUUAAUUUUAUAGAGCUAACCGUGGAGUUGUUUGGAAAAAAAAGAAGAAAAUAUUCAGAUUCAGAAGAUUCAAAAUAAAGGUUCUUGUGUCGAGGUUUGGAAUUCUGAGUUUAGUUCAAGCAGGUUUUGUUUCUUUCGAGUUUGAUUGGGAUGUAAUCUUGUCAGUGGGUACAUCCAUAAUUGUUCAGAUUUAUGCAACCAAUGUGCCAAAUAGACCUAGUAAUUUUCUAAGAAAGGAAAGAUAGCAAGCUCUGGUAAUACCCGAGAAUGGUUCUCGUCGGGAACUGUCAUUCUUUUUUUCUUUCCCUUUUCUUAUCGGUUUUACUUUUAUCGAAGAUUUGGUUGUCUUGUUAGUUUGGAACUCACAUGGGUGCUUUCUGGUCCCAAAAAAAAUAACUAUACUAUGUAUUGUGAUUGAUUUUUGAAGUAACGUGCUUCAUGUCAUAUUGAAUGGAUAUGAAUGUUUCA